CGUUCUCAGCUCGCGGGGAGGGCAGGGAAGGGAAUGAUGGGGGAGAAGGAGAGGUGCAGGGCUACGAAAGCUUCAAGGAAGUAGCAAGGGAUUUGGAGGGUUUGGUGGAUGUGCUUUGGGUUAGUGGGACGCGUGAGUAUUCCCCAUUCUUUUACUUUAGAUUCCCGGAGGGGAUUGGUGUGGUUGUUCGAGAGAAUGUGCGAAUGCUAAUAUGAAAUAUGGAACAAUAGCAUCCCUCCAAAUCCCCUACCUCAUCUCCCUAGCCAUUCAAGUCAACUCUUACCUGCCCGAGUAUCCCUUCUCAGCGGCGCCUACGUUUCGCUUACUGCGGAAGUUGGAUGAGGUGUUUGCGGAGCUUUUAGGUGGUGGUAGUAGUGGUAACGGGGAGAAAAAGAGUGUGGUGUCUAUGACGGAGAAGGUGCGGAUUAAGAGUAUUGCGGAGUCGUGUCGGGUGUUGGUUGUUGAGAAGAGAGAGAAGGAGAUUGAGGAUGCUAAUGGGGCAGAGGAGGAUGAUUAUGAUGAGGAUGAGGAUGAAGAGUUCGAGGAUGUCUAUGGGGAUGCGAAUAAAUUGGAGGAUUAUAUGCCUGUUCCUGGGAAGUGGGAGAUGGAGACGGCGAAGGUUUAUGAGAGGACGAUUCAAUUGUUGGGCGAUGAGUUGGGGAAUGUGGGUGAGUUUUGUGAUGAGGAUUUGGCCGCUGGGGAUGGAGCGGUUUGUGAUACGGGGGAUUUUGUGGUGGAGUUGGAGGAGGAGGAUGAUGAUGAUUGAUAUCUAGCUUCUGUACGGAGUACUUUUGGUUGGUUUGAUGGGAUGUGGUGUUAUGUGUAUCGGGUGGAUAUGGCGUUGAGGACAAUGAGGACACUUGGGUUGUUGAUUUUAUAUCUGAUAUUAAGGGUGCAUGACAAGUGGUUGGAGUCAUACUUUGUUUGGUUCUAUCAUUCGCUACAGUCGCUAUCACCUGGUUCAACACUCCUCUCUAACUACCACAAUAUACUACACCAUGCCAGAGGCAA
Messenger RNA from Aspergillus vadensis CBS 113365, 1011 nucleotides. RefSeq names its product general transcription factor IIH subunit TFB6 family. The transcript has a single exon. Gene Ontology annotation, cellular component: transcription factor TFIIH holo complex. Lineage: Eukaryota; Fungi; Ascomycota; Eurotiomycetes; Eurotiales; Aspergillaceae. The annotation marks the transcript as partial. The record is from RefSeq and is a predicted model, not a curated record.